AUGGCAGGGCAGAAGUAUGUCAAAAGUGCUUGUCUCAACUGUAGACGAAGGAAGGUCAAGUGCGAUGGGAACCAUGUUUGUUCCAACUGCGUGACCUCCAAUCUCGAGUGCUUCUACAACGUUGAUGGUGACCUGCGAAGAUUAUCGACCAAGAAGACAAUCGUCAGCCUCGAAGAGCGGAUCGGUCAACUCGAGGGAGUCCUGCGAGAGCACAACAUCGAUCAGCCCCAGCCAACACCUACCUCCGCAACUGAACCAGUCACCCUCCCGAAACAAAUAUCUUCUACGCCAGAAGCACAGCAGAGGGUCAACGGAGACCAGGACCAGACCGAUGGCAGCAAAGUCGAUAACGAUGGUCUUCCACAAGACCUCAAUUCUCCCUCGGUACUGCUCGAGGGCACGUCAACGCGAGGCCUUUUCGAUACUAGGUCCCACCAGCUAGCCAAGGACUCAGAAGCUUCCCAUACAGCCCAAUCUUACCGAGCCCCGGCCUCCAUUACAUCGAAUCACAGCGAUCACUUUGUGCUGGUUGAUACACCGGGUUCCGCUCAUGCUCUGCACGGAAACACUCUCCACAGCAGUAAACAAGAUUCCGAAGACGAAGACAACAGCAUAACUGGAAUUCUAUCAGCCCGUAUGGGUGCGCUGAGGCUUGUCGAGGACGGGCAGCUGCGGUACUAUGGGCCAACAUCGAACCUACAUAUGCAUACAGACGGCCUCCAAUCACUCUCAACUCCGUCUUUCCGCUCUGUGGCAACUGAAGGUAUUGAUGUUCUUCGGAGGUUAGGGUUGGAUCAGGAAGUGCCUUUGGCCCUUGAAACCCACCUCGCGAAGCUCUACUUUACCUGGGAAGACCCAGCCAUCCACGUUGUCGACCAAGAAACCUUUUUCGCUGAGAAACGUCGCUGUCUGUUACAUGAUACAGGCAGCCCAUACUAUUCCGAGACCCUCAACAAUGCCAUUUGCGCCAUGGGUGCCAGCCUGGCAGCUGGAGAGAAUCUUCAUCUUCCGGAGCCAGCUUCCGAGUUCUUUUCUUCCCGAGCAAAGGCACUCUUGGACGUUGAAAUGGAUAGCCCGACGGUUGCCACCGUUCAGGCACUGGUUAUCAUGAGCGCCACAGAAGCAGCAUCUACUCGAGAUGCUCGUGGCUGGCUGUAUAGUGGCAUGGCCACACGACUGAGUGCUGAUUUGGGCCUUCAUCUGGACAUCACCAAGCACAUGCAUAACGGGCUCCUUACGUCGCGAGAUAUGGAAAUAAGACAAACAGCUUUUUGGGGAGUUUUCAUCCACGAACACAUGUGGAAUCUCUACGCUGGCCGCCCUUGGGGAUUGGGGAUUCAAAAUGUAACCAUUCCCAAACCAGAGCCUGAAUCACAAGAUGGAGAGUGCAAGCUUUGGAAGUCCUAUCCGGGCACCACUUGGCAGCCAGAAGCUGGUGUGCUCUUCCCGAUCCACGCUUGCACUGCCGCCAAUGUCACGCUUUGUGGUUUUAUGCGACAGAUAAAUAUUACACUUUAUGCUGGAGAAACGGUUGACUUGAGCGCCCUCGUCGAGUUUCUCAUCAAGACCAAGCAAGAAAUGAUGGAGUGGCAUGCAAGCUUGUCUCCACUGCUGGGAGUCAGCGAGAUGGGGUCAAGCAGAAUCUAUCACCCUGCCAUCCUUCAACUUCAUAUGCAAUAUUAUGCCACCCUUAUCUUCCUCUAUCGCCCUUACUUGUCAUGUCGGCUUGUCUCUCAGAUAGCGUCACAGGAUACGCCAGAGACUCGAGCAGCAAUGGAAAGUGUUCCGAGUGACUGCGUCGCAGCAGCCCAUCAAGUAGCUGACAUUCUUCGAUGCUACCAAAAACAGCACUCGCUCCGACACGGCAACGUACAAAUCGUCCACAUCAUCCUGACAGCGUCUCUUACUUUUAUUCACGACGUCUGCACGCGUAGCUACAGUGAAUCGCGGCGUUCCCUAAGCGACCUGCAGUUAUGCUGCCACUCAUUAGGAGAGAUUGGUCGGUGCUUUGGAAACGCAACAAGGGCACUGGAGGUCAUCAUCCUUGUUAAGAGUGAAUGGCAAAGAAUAGCCACUUCCCGAGGAGGACAGAAGACAGGGAGAAAACGUCCAAGCUUCAGCAUGUCUGGUAGCUCAGGGGAGCUUGACGGGGAUUGCCGGCCCAGGCGAAGACAUCGAACCUCGAUGAUAGACACCGACAGGUUCCAGGCCCCUAGUUUCAGUAUGCCGCCUCUCUUUUUUGAUGAGGGCGCUUUGGAUCUCGAAGACGUGAAUAUUGGCAACCCCAGUGUCGAUGAAGAAGGCCAGGAUAUGUGGAUUUUCUCGGGCGAGCCUGGCUUUGACAUGAACGAAAUGAUCCCGCUAAUCGAUUGGUUCAACAAUCAGCUCCUUGAAGGGACUCAUAUACCAGCACAGGAGGCAUUGUCUGGAGCACAUGCAGAGUCGCAGGUCAUCCCAGAUGAGCCGAGUGUCGGACCUUCAGACAUUGUGUGA
Messenger RNA from Fusarium vanettenii 77-13-4, 2493 nucleotides. RefSeq lists its product as uncharacterized. Lineage: Eukaryota; Fungi; Ascomycota; Sordariomycetes; Hypocreales; Nectriaceae. The coding region runs from base 1 to 2493 and encodes 830 amino acids. Gene Ontology annotation, molecular function: DNA-binding transcription factor activity, RNA polymerase II-specific; zinc ion binding; DNA binding. The transcript is spliced from 8 exons. The record is from RefSeq and is a predicted model, not a curated record. Gene Ontology annotation, biological process: DNA-templated transcription; regulation of DNA-templated transcription.